Maylandia zebra (zebra mbuna) is the source of this 6107-nucleotide messenger RNA. RefSeq names its product DENN/MADD domain containing 1B (gene dennd1b). Lineage: Eukaryota; Metazoa; Chordata; Actinopteri; Cichliformes; Cichlidae. The record is from RefSeq and is a predicted model, not a curated record. Gene Ontology annotation, cellular component: cytosol; nuclear speck; intracellular membrane-bounded organelle. Gene Ontology annotation, biological process: endocytic recycling; endocytosis. Gene Ontology annotation, molecular function: guanyl-nucleotide exchange factor activity; phosphatidylinositol phosphate binding.
CGAGCAGCAGCCGCUCACUGCAGCAGCCAAGGUGCUCGUCGGACGCGCUGACGUCACCAAAUCUUUGACAGCACUUCCUGGAUGGUGUUUGUUGUGGGAAAUAGCCGCGGAGGCGCUGAAUCGUGGAUUUAGGCCACAUAAGCGGCAGGAAAGACGGCACCGACUGCCACGAUAUCGCACCUCCAGGCAUGCGGACGCGGCACCUUCCGAACAGUGUCCGAUAAACGCGAAGCAGAGACGGGCUGAGGCUGAAAGAAGGACGAGGUGGAAAUACUGUCGGACAGCCCUCAGAGCAAAGCCCCCCGACAGCACGGAGCUGUCGCGAUGUUGUAACUAGACCAUGGACAGCAGGAUAAAGGAGAAUCCAGAAAGAACAUUUGAUCUGGUUGUACAGGUGGCGUGUCCAACAUCUGAAAAUGAGGAUCCAACCGUGCUGUGGAGCUUCCCCCAGGACCACACAGACCAGGAGGUCCUUCAGACGAUACCAAAGUUCUGCUUUCCCUUUGACGUGGAAAGGGUCUCCCAGAGUCAGGUGGGGCAGAAUUUCACCUUUGUGCUGACGGACAUCGACAGCAAGCAGAGGUUUGGUUUCUGCCGACUCACCCAAGGCUGCCGGGUCUGCAUAUGUCUGCUCAGUUACCUACCCUGGUUUGAAAUCUACUACAAGCUUCUAAAUACCCUGGCAGACUACUUAUCGAAACAACAGAAAAACGACUUGAACGACGUGCUGAACUCCCUCUAUGACCUGCCUGUGCCAAAGCCCUUCACGCCCGUCAACCUGAGUGUGAAUGAGCAGUUGUAUAUUGCUACUGGGCAAGUACUGAGAGAUCGGCGAAGCAAGGAGCCGCACUCCUACUUCAUCGCCCCGGAUAUCAAUGGACUGCCAACUAUCCCUGAGAGUAGAAACCUGACCGAGUACUUUGUGGCCGUGGACAUCAACAACAUGCUCCAGCUCUACGCCAGCAUGCUGCACGAACGCCGCAUCAUCAUUACCUCAAGCAAGCUUAGCACUUUAACGGCGUGUGUCCACGGCGCCGCCGCUUUGCUCUUUCCCAUGUACUGGCAGCACAUCUUCAUCCCUGUGCUGCCCCCGCAUCUUCUGGACUACUGCUGCGCCCCUAUGCCGUACUUUGUGGGAGUUCAUCUCAGUCUGCUCGAGAGAGUGCGCAGUCGAUCGCUGGAGGACGUGGUCAUCCUGAACGUGGAUACAAACACCCUGGAGAGCCCUUUCGACGACCUGCACAACCUCCCGAGUGACGUGGUGUCCUCGCUGAAGAGCAAGCUGAAGAAGCAGUCGACAGCGACGGGAAGUGGUGUGGCGAGGGCCUUCCUGAGAGCGCAGGCUGCUCUGUUUGGAUCCUACAGAGACGCUCUCAGAUAUAAACCUGGAGAGCCAAUCACGUUCUGUGAAGAAAGCUUCGUGAGCCAUCGUUCGAGCACCAUGAAGAACUUCCUGUCCAUGGCUGUCAACCUGCAGCUCUUCAAACAGUUCAUCGACGGACGGCUGGCCAAAUUGAACGCAGGCCGUGGCUUCACUGACGUGUUUGAAGAAGAGAUCACAGAGGGGGGCUUCUGUGGAAGUAAUUCUCGGUCUUACCAGCAGUGGAUGCACACCGUAAAGAGAGGAGGAGCGCUCUUCAACACAGCCGUGUCAAAGGCCAAGGUUCAUGCUAAGAAGGGUAUCCGGGACUUUAGGGGCAUACUGAAAGCAAGGGACGAUGAAGAGGAGGGGAUCGUGGUCUAUCCAGGAUCUCCAACCAGUACCAAGAGCCUGUCUCCAAGGAGACUGCAGAAGAUGAGACGGCAUAACUUCAGCAAGUCUCCCAUGAGCAUGGGCCCUCGAGAGCUGGGCUAUGGGCUUGAUGAUGAGGAGCUGGACAAUGCAAGCAAGGUCUCCUCAGAGGACAGCGGCGACGUGCCGUCCUACAACGAGGACAGCGAUGACUCGUACUCCCUCGAUCUGGACAUCGACUCCUCUCAGUCGGGCCAGAUGAACCUUCUGGAAGAAAUCCUGGAUUCUCUGACGACCACGACGAUGGACCAAGGAAGACUCAGUGCCGCCAAGAGUCUGGACUUCUUCUUGUCCGUGGAUGAUUUAGACUACAAAGCCCCGACCAAGCCCACGCCCUGCAGCGAGUCCAGACCUGCAGAUGAGAGCAGCUGUAGUGGAGGCGGCGAUCAAGGCGGGUGGAAUACGGGUCAGGAUGACACUGUGGUCCACGGGAAACACCUUCCACCGUCCCCACGCAGGCAGCCCACCAAGAGCAGCCUGAAGAUGUCAAAAAAAUCCGCAGCAGUCCCUGCGGCGCCCGCUGCUAGCCCACCAGCCCAGAGUGCCGACGUCUCAGUGCCGAAUCCUCAUCAGUCCGACCCCGACCCGCUGCCUACAGCGUGGAAACCGGGAGAUUGUUUCUCUUACUCGCCAACGCUGUCCCAUCGAGUCGCACCUCUGCGGUCGUCCCCCACUCUCGCACAAACCUACAGUUCCUCAGCAUCCGCGUCUGACCCAAGCUGCUCUCCUGCACCGGGGGUGCGGGCGCGGACCAUCUCGGACCCUCAAAGCGGCUCGGAGCCUCAGCAGGCCAAGAACCAGACUGCCUCGACCUACGUGCUCAGGAGGAAGGUCAUGUCCAAGGAGACGACGAGGCAGUACCAGCAGAAGGCCCUCCAGAGGCAGGAGAGCAAAGAGGGCAUGGGGAGCCCGUCGAGGACCAGCCAUUCAGCCGUGCAGGUCCCCUGGGAGAAGGAGAUGUCCAAAGAGGGGCUCCUCGGGCUCGGCCUGUGUUUGGGUCAGGGUAAAGGCUCGGGGGCCCCCGCGGCGCAGGAUCAAGGUCUCCUGGAGGAGAUCGACUCCACGUGUUGCCUCGGCGCGGUCCUCCACACCAGCCUGCAGCUCUCGCAAGUUAACAACAGUCACCACCAGGUGCAGGGCAAAGCUGCAGACGACUCCUGAGUCUGUAAAACGCAGCAGGUUUACUCUUCUUUUACGACUAGCAGCUAUCUGCAACAAAACUAUUCUUUUUCCCUUUGUUUUUAAUCUCGACACUCGGCUCCGAGCAUACGUCCAAACCUGCCAACACAAACAAAAAGCCACCGAGUGAGGAGCAGGAAGAGGACGUGGUGCGCCGCAGAGAUCUCCCUCUAUGAGCCGUCUGCAUAUUUUAAACUCAAACCUGAUUUAUAGCGAUUGGAAAAAAACAAAUCAACUAAACGUCGUCGGCUCUUUCCUCUGGAAUCGGAUGCAAGUGCAGCGUCUCGUGAACUGUGAUCCAAAACCACAGACCACAGCCGAACUGUUACCAUCCUCGUUUAACCUGCUUCACCAGUUCAUGACUUGUUUAAAAAAGUACAACUGCAAACAAAAGUUACUUCAGCAGACGGAGAUUUUCAGUAUUUCUUUCUAAUGAUCUUUAAUAACGUUUUGUGUCGUCUAGUAUUUUUCACAUGUUCACCCCAAACGAUGCACUAAACGCAUUUUCGAUAAAGUCGCGGCUGACGGAGGAGUUUGGAAAAGCCUCCGGAGCGUGUCAGGAGUAAGAAGGGACGCUGCGUCGCUCCAAACAUUUCACAUGAUGAAUUUGCACAUGUGGAUUAACAGCUGAUGAUUCCUACCAGGUACUAAAGUCUUUAGCAAAAAAGCAGGUGAGGCGGGCCUUUUGACUCGCCGUACGCUACGUGACAUGUCUGCCUUACACGGACAUGUGAUUUCUUUUUUAAACUCUGGUGUCUUAAUCUACAGAUGCCACAGCAGGUACUUUGUAAUCAGAAUCACUGUCGAUUUAAUAGAAUAAUGAAUGAUACAUGAUGUGCUUUAAGCUGCUGUCAGUCGCGUCCACAGUGAUGUCCAAAUCUCCUCAGGACACUUUGUUUUCUCCACACUGAAGAGACCCCAGUCAAAGGUCAAAGCCAGUAUCCCUGCUCCAGGCUUCUCCCCCAUCACGACUCUCACUUUGACCUUAAAAUUACGGCCAGUUGUUGCCGAUUUCAUGACGUUUUAUGCGGGUGAAUAAAGGUGAACUUUCUAGGAGGUGCUCUAUAUUUUUACGAUGAACAAAUCCCCUGAAAAGACCAAAACUAUCAGGCUUUGUGUGUCUCGCCACUAUCACACUCCUGUGUUCAGUCUUUGGCUGGUUUUUGGUCUUUUCACAGUAUUUGCUGACGUGUCUUUCUUCGCCUUUCUCACACGAGGGAAUAACGGUCUGUGCGUGGGUCGGAGUCACGCUGCACUAUAAUGCAGCGGUUGAUGAUUGUACUGUAAUGAAGCAAUAUAGUUCUCAGAGUAGCCACAUGGAUGUAAUGUGCACAGAGUCUGAAGCAUUCCUGUAACAGACUCUCCUGUGGAGAGAAACGCCGCGUCCAGCCCUCGCGGCUUCCCGUCAUUCACCGCGUCACCGCAAACCCAGAGAGAAGCAGAGCGCUUUUCUUCUUCUUUUCGGGAAUAUUACAUUUAUGGUUCGUUGUUCUUAUGAUUUAUGCCAGACGCCAGUCGGUGUGGCAGUUUAAUAGCAGCCAUUUCUCCACUUUCUGAGUGCUGCUCUGCGUUAACGAUUUGCUCAUAAAAUCACUGGCGUGCUUCUAAAAGCCCAAGAAUCGGUUAGCGAAUCCAAAACGGAGGAAAAAACCAAAACAGACUCCAGAAGCGUUUGUGUGCUGCCCUCUGUGCUCUGUAAACAUUAAGAAAAUACUUCUGUACUAUGCAAACAUGCCAAAUACUAAAGUUUCUCUGAGAGUGAUUCGAUUUCACUUGAGUAUAAAGUCACGAUUGGACUGCUUUCUGCCCCCGAACGAAUAAACAACCACAUUUAAAGAGAAAGCUGGUCCGUGUGCUGUGCCUUACGCAGGUACGCUGUAGGAAGCUGGGCUGUGCGUGUUUCUGACCACCGCCCGGACCUGAGAAACGAACCUGACACGAACUCGCGUUGUUUUGGUUGGUCGUUGGGUUUCGGCUGCGCUCAGCUGGUUCCACUCAGUGUUUUUAGGGUUUCUUUGCUGCGGUGGUCGCUGGGAAUCUCCCCGCUCGUGUUUAAGAGAAGAUCUCGGGGUUACUUUAUCCUUUUGUAAAUGAGGUACUUUUCCUUUGGUUGUUAGCGGAUUCCUUAUGUUGUGUGUGCUCUUUUUUUUUAAAUAAAAAACUUGUGCUGAGCUUAUUCUGUAUUUAAAAAAAGAACAAUUCUCAGAGGAGUUGAUUUCAUAAUGAAAAAAUUAUUUUCAGCUGAAUAGACGUAUUUUUGCUGGCUUGAGUAUAUUUUACAUGGAUAAUAUAUGAUCGGUGUUGUAUCUUGUAAAAACAAAUUCUAUCUAAUAUUUGAAUGUUUUAGAUUUUAUUUUUGGAGGAAAAAAGAGAUAUGGACAAAUGUCCCAUGUAGCCGUUCACAUUCAGAUGGACGUACUGACGCCUGCUCGUACACAGUAAACACGGCUGUGGCCGCGUGGACGCGCUGCUUGUGCUUUCUGUUGCUUUCAUUUCGGUAUUUCGCGCCUCCAUCGUCAUCAAACAGAAUGGUGGACGCGAACAUCCGGUCUCUUAUGUUACGUCGCGUGUUGGAGUGAAAUGUAACAUUUCAUGUAAAAUGUAACAAACAAAACUAGCUACUGUAAAUCUAACGGCGGAGGGGUGAGAGGGAAUAUUCGAGUGUCCAGCUGCUGUUGUGAAGAUCAUUUGAGAAGCUUUACACUAAAACAAAGAACCCCGAGCGUGUCUGACUCUGUAAACGGGACUCGGGUUGUCCUGAAAGCGUGUAUUUGCAGUGAGUGGGAGGUGGUGGAUUAUGUAGCAUCUUUUACUGAGUGUGGGUUCAUGCACAGGUUCUUCUUUACAAAGAUGACGAUGUCACGACUUUUACACUGAAUGUUACAGUCGGCAAUUAAAAAUAUAUAUAUAUUCCCCCCUCCCCCUGUCUCGGAAUCGUGAUGACGAUCAGCUCUUCGAUAAUGCAUUUAUUGAUUUUCCCGAUACUGUGCACACUUGCAUGUUCCCACUGCAGAGGAAACAACUGUCUUAAGUAACUGAGGUCAGUCUAAUGUGCUAUUGAUGAGUAACCUGGUACAACUGCACACCAUGUAUGCACUGUGAACUGAAAUAAAUGAUACUGUUUGAUGCUUCUGCA